Molecule: messenger RNA, 2005 nt
Organism: Musa acuminata subsp. malaccensis (wild Malaysian banana)
Lineage: Eukaryota; Viridiplantae; Streptophyta; Magnoliopsida; Zingiberales; Musaceae
Source: RefSeq, a predicted model, not a curated record
UUAGCUAUGAGAGUAUUCUGAAGACAGAAUCUGCUGCUGCAAAAAAAUAAAUGUUCCUCGAUUAAAAUGAACAUUCACGAUCUCAUAUUUGUUGAGAAAAAUGAAUUUAUACAGGUGAUUUCAAGAUCUCCAGAUCUUUAAUCCUAUGUUUCCCUUCUUGGUCAAUGAUAACCACAUGAUGGUGCAAUGUCGUCAGCAUGAACCCGGUUCGCUGUUGGGGGUGCUCCGAUCCGACCGGGCCAAAUCGGAUGACGUCACGAGGGAUAUCUUGACGUCAGCUAAUGAAUGAGGCGGGUCGGGUGGUGACGAGAACGCAGAACGCUGUCGGAGGGAAGACAGCGAACUCCACUCGGUCCGUUCGAUCCCCAGCAGAAGCAGUCAACGAGCAUAUACUCGUAUCAUACACCAGAAGCCAUCGUGGCGACGACAACCAUCGCCCCGACGUGAACGACCGCCUCAACAAAGGAGGCCUAAACACGGGCGACACCUUAGUUUAGAUACGCACAGAGAGAGGAUCCUUAAAACGGAGAACAAGUGACAGCUCGAAGGAGGAAGAGGAGCGGUGGAGGGAGGGAGGGAGAGGGGGAAGCUGCUGCGGCUUCAAUAAGGACGCGAUCCGCACCCCACCCCCCCCGGCACCCCGCCAUUCGUCCAGGAACAAGCACCGGACUCCCGCUGCUUCGCCGCCGCGCACCAGGUUUGCGGACAAGAGUCACCUAACAAAAGGAUAUAGUAGACCGAGAGGAGGAGAAAGCAAGAACAUGGAGGGGAGGAGGAAGUGGACUUCUGCCCUCAAGAAAGCGUUGAUCCCCAGCUGCUGUCGAGACUAUGGUAAGUCCAAGCGUUCAUCUCGGGCUGCAACGGAGGUCGGUCGGUCGACAAUAAGUGAGGCGACCGCUGCCACCAAGAUCCAGGCUGCUUUCCGAGGAUUCCUGGCGAGGAGAGCAAUGGGAACUCUGAAAAGACUGAUCAGGCUAAAGAACUUAAUCGAUGGAAGCGCCGUCGGGUCUCAGACCGCAAACAUGGUGCGCCGGUUGCAAGCCAUGGCGGUGGUUCAGGCACAGGUACGUUCCAGGAGGAUGAGGAUGGCCGAGGACCACCAGGCUCUGCUGCGGCAGCUGCAACUCAAACAAGAAAGAGAGCAGCAGAAAGCGAAGAUCGGAGAGUGGAAUGAUAGUCCUCGAUCCAAAGAGCAAAUCGAGGCAAAGCUACUCGACAGGCAGGAGGCUGCCACGAGAAGAGAGAGGGCAUUAGCCUACGCAUUUGCCCGCCAGGGAAAGAGCUCUUCCAAAUCCCCGACUCCGAUGUUUAUCGACGUGAACAAUCUGCAAUGGGGUUGGAGCUUGUCGGAGCGAUUGACGGCGGCAGGGCCGCAGGAGAAGCACGGCCACGACGCUGUGAAGCCGAAGAGGAUCCUGUCGGCAGCUCAAAGACCAAGCCAGGCGCCGGUAACCCCGCGCUCUAACCCGGCAUCAAAGGCAUCAGUGAACCCAAGCAAGAGUAAGCCGAGUCCCAGAAACGAGUCGCCCGUGACGCCACGCUCCAAGCUGGCGUCGGUGGCGAGCAAGAAGACACCGGUGAGCCCGGGAACCGGCGCGUGGUCCGCGGACGACGGGUCGAGUAUCAGGAGCAGGCACCGGGUCACGAGGUCAUCGGUGAGCGACGACAGCAGCCUGUCGAGCGCGCUGUCUGUUGCGAGCUACACCCCGUCGACGGCGUCGACGAAAGCCAGGUCUCGGUUCCACAGCCCGCAAAGCGACGUCGCUGAAGGUUCUCAGAAGGGGUCUGUCGGGUCGGGGAAGAAGCGUCUCCCUUCUCCUGCGGCAGGGAAGAACAAGAAGAACAACGGAUCGUCUCAUGCAAGGAGGACCAAGUGAGGUCUUGAUCGUAAUGCACUGGUGCAGCGAAGCCGCAACUUGCACUAGCUAUUGAAUCCAAGCAAGGGGUUGUUCUCGACAGAGACACAGCGAGGUUGCUUUCAAGUACAAAGAAUUGUUGUUUGUUU